AAAACAUGGUUCUGACCCCGACCCAUUGACACUGUUAUUUUACGAGAGCCCUGGGUGGUGUGUAUGCUGACAAUUUACGUGACCACAAGCCUAAACAUUCAACCAAAAUGGACACAACAGUAAGAAAGGUAUCUGAGGGUCAAUUUGAGGACGAUGUCUAAUCUAAACGCAUCUUUAUCAUCAUCUGGGGACCGUCCGCAGCUGUUUUUUACACCCACAGGCGACUCUUCAGCUGGUAUGUGUUUUGCACAGCCUACAUUUGCUUUUCUUUGAUAAACGGAUGUGUCAUUUCCAUCCCUCUGACUUGCAAUGAUAAUUGCAUGACAGGUGGGGAUUUCUGAGGCCUACGUUAACGUGGAGUAGCAAAAAUUCCUCCCUGCAGUUGCCACAAUGGCCUCGGUACUGAGUUGUUUCAGUGGCCCCGAGUUGUUGGAGGACGUGAAUCACGCUCAGGGUUUAAUGAAGGAACUCAAGUUGAUGUACGACUGUCGGCUGCUGGGAGACAUCACCAUUGGAGUGGAGUAUGAAGAGGAGCAAAGCGGAGACUCACUCGGAGGUGACAUCGACCAACUUUUCUUAUGCAGCCGCAAUGUCCUUGCAGCUGCUAGCCCCUACUUCAAAAGCAUGUUCACCGGGGGGUUAAACGAGAGCAUGCAGGAGAGAGUGGUCAUCCGGGGGGUGGACGCUGAGUCCAUGUCCGUCAUCAUCGAUUACUGCUACACAGGCAGGGUCACCAUCACGGAAAGCAAUGUGCAGAAACUGUACGCUGCUGCUAACAUGCUCCAGCUCGAGUACAUUAGGAAAGCUUGCUCUAGUUUCAUGACCAGGAGACUUGACCUGUCCAACUGUGUGGGGGUCCUUAAGUUUGCAGACACCUAUGACAACCCCGAGUUGAAGGAUAAUGCACAAAACUUCAUUGCCAGGAACUUCAGUCAAGUGUGUAAUGGAGGAGACCUUUGUGAGCUGGAUUUGGUGCAGUUAAAGGAGCUUUUGUCUUUAAACAUUUUGGAUGUGGACUGUGAGAGGAAAGUGUGCUCGGCUGCGUUGCAGUGGAUCGAGGUGAAUGCACCGCAGAAAAGGGAGGAUGCAUUACAGGCUCUGAAGUGUGUGCGCUGGAACUUGUUCACUGAGAAGGACAAGUGUUACCUGGAGAGCCUCAUGGCGAGGCCUUUAAUUGAGAAAUACCUUGCCUCAUUCUUUGAUAGGUCUGCAGAGGACAGCUGUGGAGUGUCUGCGAGUCUUGACCUCCCAAAACACAGGAUAGGUGUGAGCGCCAAAGAAAUGAUCAUUUUCUUCGGCCUACCAAAUGACAACAUAAUGUGCUGUGAUCCAUACUCAGAGGAUUUGUAUUUCAUGGCUCCUCCUUUAGAGGAUCUCAGCAGCCAGGAUUACAAACGUUCCACCAUGGAGUCUCUAAUUGCUUGUGCCACACCUGAAAACAACCUGUACCUCGCCUCCCACCUCUCUAAACACUUCUGGCUGUACAAUCCUGUGCUCAACAGCUGGCAGGAGCUGGCAGAGAGGCCUCUGGGGAGGAUACACUCCGGGAUGGGCUAUCUUAACGGGCAUGUGUACCUCCUAGGUGGAAGAAAUCCAGUGACAGAUGCGAGGCUGAAGGAGGUUGAGUGUUACAGCGUGCAAAGGAACCAGUGGACAUUUGUGGCUCCUCUGCCUCAUUCUUUGGGUAAAAUGCAGGUAGUGGCUCUAAAUGACCACCUGUAUGUGGUGAACAAAAGAAGAAUGCUUUGCUACGACCCCAAAAGGAACCGCUGGCGUCACUGUGGCUCGCUGAGAAGAGACAAGCUUCACAAAGCCUGCGUCUUUCAGGACCAGAUUGUGUGUGUGUGCGACAUACCAGUGGUGAAAGCCUACAGCCCUGCCAAAGGGGAAUGGAAGAGGAUGGGCGACAUUCCCAUUGACAGCCGCGCUCUGAAUUACCAGGUGAUCCAGCAUAACAGCAAGCUCCUCCUCCUCACUCAGACUCUCCUGCAACACAACAAAAACAGAGUCCUCAUCCACGAGUAUGACCAAGCUAGAGACACGUGGAAGAAUGUUAUGGCGGUGUAUGUGUCCACUCUUGGGCCUGUGUGUGUUUCAACUCGUGUAUACCCAGCAUGCCUCGGUUCUGCUCACAGCUUCUCCACAGAGGAGGACGAUGACAGCGGAUCUAGUGCAGACUGGGACUUUGACGGGUUGACAGACCCGGACUCUGACUCUGGCAGCUCAAGCUCCUUCUCAGAUGAGAACUGGUAGUGAAAUGUGUCAAAGAAAAGUUAAACCUAUUUAUGAUUUAUCUGUUUUUUUUUCAGGGUUGAGACUUUCAGGACAGGUCACAGAUUCGCUCUGUGAAUCUUCAAGGUUUUUCCACCAGUGUGGCUCGUUGUUAAUUACAAAAGAAGAGAAGAAAUGGAUCCUCCUUUUUCCACACAGUGAACUAAAAACCAACAGGGCCUCUUUCUUCUAUCUUUGCCUUUUCCUAAUAGCAUGAAGGACAUUCAAAUGUCCUCUGCAGUCUUGUUUACACUAUAACUCAAGACAAACACACAAUAGAACAAAAACUGGUCAGUGUUGUUUCCGCCAUACUCAAGGGAGUAAUUGUAGGAUACUCCAAAGAUGUAGUUUUAUACAUCUGUAAAAGUAGGGGAAGUUUUGGAGAGAGGGAUUAAAAGACUAGAUCCUACAAUACCCACCAUGCAAUGCUUUGCAAACUGAGCCUUGAAAUGGAGAUCAGGGGCCUAUUCUACGAAGCAGGAUUACUGCUUAGCGAUGUAACUUCGAGGGUAAUUUCGGGGUUUCCUGUUCUACGACGCGGGUUCACUUCUUAGCGUGACGAGUCUCCAUGGCAACGUACGCUGAACGGCUAACCUGCUCCGGGGCAGGUUAGGUUCCAGAUUGAACUCACUGAGUAUAAAAACCCCGCCCACUGACCAAUGAGCUCUCUCGAAAAACGACUUGUUCGUUCUUGGAGGAUCCUGUAGACCUCGGUGCUCGCAUUGUCCAAGGAGCACUCCGGAGCGCGAGAGUUUUCAGGGACCGCACGGACCCACUUCCUUUUCCGGAUGACCACCUUUAUGAUAGGCUCAUAUGGCCGACAUAUCACACAACAAAUGUAAACACGAUAGGAAUGAACAAAUGAAUGAAUUCAUCUUGGAAAUGAAUUAGACGUGUCUGGUGCGUGUUAAAAGCGCAUGUUGAACAGUGCUAUUUCAGGGUGAUAAUGGCAUCAAAGAUUUUUUGCACACUUUACUUACGCAUUGAGACUGUCUGCAAUUUUCUGCCAGCAUUCCUUCCAUGCUUUUGCAGCGGCGACGGUGUUGCUUUUGAGGUUUAUGAUAGCUUUGAUUUCUUCAUACUUUCUCAUGAUUGUCUCCUGCUCUUCGUUUUUAAAGUAUGCGGUCCUUCGCUCUCUGGCCUGCUCUGACGCUCCAGACUGGUCCAUGUUCGCGAUUGGUCAGAUGCGGCGGGCUCCGCCUUACAUGCGUGCACACGCUCAUAGCAAAGCUGGAUCCACUUACGAGGUGGAUAACCAGCGUCGUAAGACCGUUUAGCGAGAGCGCUGGCUACUGCGCUAAGUCGAACUUGCUUCGUAGAAGUGGCCCCAGGGUUGUGUUUCAUUGUACUAACUUGAUCACGCUUUUCAAAUAAAGGUGUUGACAUUUAUAUUACUUGGUUUGACAGCAAUGUCACAAAUAGCUUAAACUUUUGAAGACUGAAAGCUGCUGAAUCAAUAAUUGUCAUGAAGGAGCCUUUGCUACUCUAGUUUUCUCUAUGUCCUCCUUCAGAUCUCUCUUUCACAACCUGAAAAGUGAAAGGACAGAGACAUGCUAGCAUAUUGAAAGCACCCUAGUGUUGAGAUGUUUGCUGUAUCGUUUGACUUCAAAGUUGUUAAAACUUUAAAAACACAUGUAACCAGUAAGAUCAUGAAUUCCUGAAGCUGAGCCAUCCUUAAUAUUAAUACUCUCAUCUAAACUUUUCUUAUGAUGAGUAAAAAUAUGUGCUGCUGAAAAUACUUUCAUGCUACCAAGACUAUCUUGAAUCUUCAAGGUAAAAACGAUCCAUAAAGAUUUAAACAUGUAUGACAGGGUGAAUCGGAGGAAACAGGUGACGCCAUCAGAUAAAACAGUUUACAUUCAUGUCUGAUUUGCUGUUGAGGUAGUAGCCAGCAUGACAGAAAAAAAUUGUGUUUAUUUGUCAGAGUUUCUAAAAGGGGGUCCUGAUGAAAUUUUGGCAGGAACUGCAAUAAUGCAACUGAAUCACUCCUUUUAGAGGUGAUUCCUGUUCGACUAACACCUCCCCUCUAGUCCUGCUGGUUUGUCAUGUUUGUGAACCCCAAACCCAUGCUAAGAUACCCAAAUAAUGCAACUAAGAGUGAUAAUUUAGUUUAAUCUGAAUAUUUAAAUGAUUUAUUAGAAAUGCACAUACUUCCUUGAAUCCAAAGUGAUUUCUUUAGAUUGCUCCAAAGACACCAAAUGUCAAAGGCUUAAAAAGCAUAAAUUAACAUUUAAGAUGCCAAAAAUGGCAACUGUUGACUUUAUUUUUUUUUUAAAUUGGAACACAAUCCACGUACUGUUUUUAACAACUAUGUAUCACCUAUGAAAAUGCUUGGUGAUAAAGUGUUUUUCGGAUCGGAAAUUGUCUUUUCUCCGAAAGCUUUCUUGAGAAAUGUCUUCAGACUUGACAGUGCUCCUUUAGAGCUGCAGAAGGCACACAGUUAAAAAAACUGUAUUAGCACCUCCCUUUACAGAUACAUGGACUUAGGAAGACACUGUAAUGCUUGUGUUAUUAAAAAAUGGACUGAAUGAGCUUAUGAUUGUUUUCAAAAAUCAUGUGGGGAGUGUCCCUGGAUUAUGACUUGAAACAGCUGGUCUCUCACAGGGCUUUAAAUGUGUAAAUGCUGUCCCUUUAUUUAAGUCAGUGUUGCACAUCUUGACUUCACAAGUUGGGGUGUUGUGAAAAGAAUAUAUAAAUAUAUAUAUAGAGAGAGAAAGAGAAAGGGUGACGCCAAUGCACUGAAUGCUCACUCAGGUUUAAGCCUCAAAAAGGCCUGAAUGCCAUAAAUGAAGUGAUGUAGUGAAGUUAGAUGUUUUGAUGACGAGGGAUACAUUUUAUGAAGUUUAUCUGAAACAUUAGAUGUUAACUUUUUAUGUCCUGGUGAACUGCUUUAGAUUGAGGACAUUUUGCCAGCAUGUUACGAAAUUGCACCCAUCUCAUUCACUCAUCUACCAGUUUAUUACCUGUGUUUAAAUAGAUGGAAAUGUUUAAUAAUCUAAAUUUUAUAAACAAUUAAUUAGGCUCACUUCUCGCUUUGUGAUACAAUACCCUGAAACACAGAAUCUUAAGAUAUCUGUAGGUCAAUCAGUGAAAACAAACAUUUAGCAUUAUAACUCUCAUGAAGGUAAUAUUUUUUUGGAACCAAUAAACUGGUAAAUGAGUGUGUAUUUUAUUGUUGUCUUGCUGUAUGAUGGAUAAUUGACAUGUUAAAUUAUUUUGCUGUGUGUAUGGGAUAGGGUUGGGGUUGAAUGGUCUGAAUUAUGAAGCUGUUUUGGUGUAAGUGUCAAAUAAACUACGCUGUUUGAUGCAGAGAAGCA
Xyrichtys novacula (pearly razorfish) is the source of this 5588-nucleotide messenger RNA. The record is from the annotation of a GenBank genome assembly. NCBI's taxonomy places the organism in Eukaryota, Metazoa, Chordata, Actinopteri, Labriformes, Labridae.